Molecule: messenger RNA, 1414 nt
Organism: Geodia barretti
Lineage: Eukaryota; Metazoa; Porifera; Demospongiae; Tetractinellida; Geodiidae
Source: the annotation of a GenBank genome assembly
ACACCUGAUCUAGGGUAGAUAACAGGUUGAACUUUGACCUGUGAAAUCACGAAAGUAUGGCCUCUGGAGGAGCAGAAGGAGGCUCGACCUCAAACAAUCGGACGCCGAGACCGAUCACCGAGCGCUUCCGGACAGCUGUCGCCAUGAUCCGGACACUACCCAAAGAAGGACCUUACAUGGCGGACAAUAAGACCAAAUUGCGUUUCUAUGCACUGUAUAAGCAGGCAACAGAAGGUCCAUGUGCUGCUCCAAAACCUGGAUUUUGGGAUGUCGUGGGCAAGGCCAAGUGGGAGGCUUGGAGCCUGUGUGGAAAUAUGAGCAAAGAGAUAGCAAUGCAGCUGUACGUUGAUGAGCUCACUGAGAUGGUUAAGGCAAUACCUGAGACGAAAGAAGUGGCGGAUUUUCUGGAGUCAGUUAGUCCUGUCUUACCACCUGAGACUGAGGAGGGAGGAGAGGAGGAGGGAGGAGAGGAGGAGGUACCACUAAGUAGUUCCGUUCUCCAUCGUGUGGAAGAACUAGAGUUGUCACGUGGGGAAAGAGGAGAGGAAGAAGAGGGAGAGGAGGAAGAGGAGGGAGAGGGGGAGAAAAGCGUCAGCAGUAACGGAGACUAUCAAGAAUCGUUCCAAGACCUGCAGAUUCAAAUCCUGCAAGUACAUGCAGUAGAAGUCGCACACUUACAACACGGACAAUGUCAGGAUGCAAGUCACUAUUCCAGGAUGGGGGUGCAAACGGGGAGCUAUUGUCACCGUGGCAACACGUAUCGCCCGAGUCACUGUCUCCGUCAUUUGAGGUAGUGGGCAGCGAUUCAUCCCACAACAAGACUCCGGAGUCAAAAUCUACCCCAGAGGCUCCUUUACCCCACCCCACUACCUCAGUUACUCCGUCCUCCCAGAACCAAGUGGGCGGGGCAUCCUCCUUCCGUCACGGUGGAGGUAGCAGUGCUAGUGGGGAAGGGGUUAACGUGGGGAGUAGGGGAGAGGGGCAGGGGGUGUGGUCUCGGCAGGGAGAGGGGGGAGUGGGGAGGGAGGUGAGGAUGGUGAGAGCGAGGCUAGAGGAAGCUCUUCAACAAAUCCAGACCCUCUCUCAGUAUAAUCAGAGGUUGCUACAGCAACAGACAAGUGACGACGCAACAACUGGUUUGAUUCUCAGGGUUGCUAGUAGACAGAGGAAACUCCGGAGAAUCGUUCACCUCGGCCUCAUGUUAUUGGGGUGGCCCCUACUCGUUAACCUGCUCGUCUCACGUAUUUUCAAGAGAACUGCUGUCACACUAUGGAUGUUGAGUGCAGUUUCAGCCACACAGGUGAUUCUCUCCUUCCUCCUCACACACUGGGGAUUCCCCUUAUAGCUAGCUCAGGUGACUGUCAUGUGAUCAUUACCUGAUAACAUAAUUGUGGCUGUUUUACAAAACCAAUUU